Messenger RNA from Amborella trichopoda, 2335 nucleotides. Its product is annotated as Pentatricopeptide repeat (PPR) superfamily protein. The record is from RefSeq and is a predicted model, not a curated record. NCBI's taxonomy places the organism in Eukaryota, Viridiplantae, Streptophyta, Magnoliopsida, Amborellales, Amborellaceae. Gene Ontology annotation, molecular function: protein binding.
AGAUUUCAUGGCCAUUCUCUCACUUCUUCCUCCACUUCCUACUCCUUUCCAAAAAUCCAUUUCACUUCUUUGAGUUCUCCCCAUUACUGCCAUGCCUCAGUUUCUCUCUCUAGCCUCGCCAUGACGAGACAAUGGAUUGAAGAGUCAUCUCAGAAGUUAGGGCAUGUACAACCGAAGAUAUUCCCUGGUAAAUCUAUCAGAAGCUCCAUUUCUCGGACCUUUGGAACCAACAAUGGCUCCAUGGUUCCGAUGAGGUAUCUUCUCUCUAGAGGUCGAUUCCCUGAGCGUUUUAAAUGCUUCUACCACGGUUGAGGUUUAAAAAGGGCAUUGUAUUCAGCUUCCACGACCUUGCGUACAGAGGUUCGAGCCCUAUAUUUGAGAAUGGUCCACCAGUUAGGGUUUCAGAGGUAAUCCCUAACCCUGAUGCUUGGUUAGUUAAGGUUUUAUGCACUUUGUGUGUUAGGGUUGGUUGGUGUUCUUCAUUGGAGUCCAGGCUGAAACAUUUCUCUAAAGCGUUGAACCCUUUGGUCUCUUUCGAGGUUAUUAAAAGAUUGAAUGACCCCAAGUUAUCAUUGAGAUUCUUCGAUUAUACGAAUGCUGAAUUGGGUUUCGAUCACUUAAUAGAAACUUAUAAGUACCUUAUAAAAAUUCUUUGUCAUGGUGGAUUUCCUGAGAAGGCGAAUGAAGUUUAUGUGGGCAUGAGGAAAUCAGGUCAUUUACCAAAUAACUGGGUCCUUGGUUUGUUGGUUUCUAGCUAUUCAGAAGCUGGUAAUUUUGAUGGUGCAAUGAGGUUAAUUAUACAAGCACUAGAGAAUAAUUUCAGGCCCAAUGUGGUAUUGUGCAAUAAAUUUUUGCAUUUAUUGAUUAAGAUGAACAAUAUAGAUGAGGCUGUGUAUUUCUUCACAAACCAUUUGAGAAAGAACUCGAUUUUCGAUACUUGCUCAUAUAACAUUAUUGUAAAAGGGCUAUGCAAAAGGGGAAGAAUUGAUGAGGCAUGGAUGUUUCUUAAAGAAAUGAAGGCCUUUGGUUGUUCUCCUGAUUUAGUUACAUAUAAUACCAUUAGUGGGAUGUGCAGGGUUAACCAUAUUGAUAGGGCUUGCGGGGUGUUAAAAGAAAUUCAUCCAAAUAAUGGUUUUGCCCCCGAUGUUGUAUCGUACACAGCUGUGAUAACAGGCUAUUGCAAGGCAGGGAAUAUGGAAGGGGCUGAGAGGCUCUUUGCUGAAAUGCUUGACAAUGGAAUAAAACCCAACACUGUAACUUUCAAUGUUCUCAUUGAUGGUUAUGGAAAGUUGGGAAAUAUGGGGCGGGCAAAGUCGUUAUUUGAGCAGAUGAGUGCUCAAGGGUGUUUUAUAGAUGUUGUUACCUAUACCACUUUGAUUGAUGCGAAUUGCCGGGGUGGGCUAGUUGAUGAAGCUUUGAGGCUUUGGGGAGAAAUGGGGUUCCGAAAAAUUUCUCCUAAUGAGUAUACUUUCUCAGUAAUUAUCAAUGCUUUAUGUAAGGAAAAUAGAGUAUCAGAAGCCUAUGCUCUGUUGCUGCAAUUAAAAUGCCGAAAUUUCGUUCCUGAACCGUUUACUUACAAUCCCGUGAUAGACGGGUUAUGCAAGGCAGGCAAUGUGGAGGAGGCGAAUCACAUUGUGGAAGAAAUGGAGGCUAAAGGUUGUGAACACGAUAAGUUCACAUAUACCAUUUUGAUUGUUGGCCAUUGCAUGAAAGGGAGAGUGGUUGAAGCCAUUGAUCUUUUCCAUAAAAUGUUUGAUAAACGCUGUUUUCCUGAUGCUAUAACAGUAAAUUCUUUGAUAACUUUGCUUUUGAAGGCUGGUAUGCCCAAUGAAGCCAGCCAAAUUGUAGCUAUGGUGUCAGAAAACAGGCUCAAUCUGGAUUUAACAUCCUCCAGUUCAAGACCGAUUCCUUGUGCACUGAAAAGAAUGGAAAUUCCAGCAGCUGCUUGACCAAAGAAUGUCAUGCAAAUUGUAUCCAAUUCAUUGAAAUCCAUUCAAGUGAGUUCCAAAGCCAAAGUAUGACUCGGAUUCUUGGUUUAGUGCAAGCACCGCUUUCAAUCAUUGGGAAAUGCAAUUGAGAAUUGGCGAGAAAUAGCGCCCAUAAGUUUAUGGUUGAACUCACUGAGAAUUGGUGAGAAAUAGCGCCCAUGUGUUUAUGGUUGAACUCUUUCAAAUGAAGACGUGAUUGAGCUUCUUAGAAAGUAUCCGUCUCCAACCCAAGCUGAAAUAGCUCUAACACUGUUCUGAGACUGGUGCUUAACCCAGUACAUGAGUUUCAGAUGAUAUGUAAAGCGGCAAUUAUUGUAAGUUACAACAAUUUUGGUUGGGUAAUAGUA